This is a messenger RNA of Megachile rotundata (alfalfa leafcutting bee), 1352 nucleotides long. Its product is annotated as nudC domain-containing protein 3. Gene Ontology annotation, cellular component: cytoplasm. Gene Ontology annotation, biological process: protein folding. NCBI's taxonomy places the organism in Eukaryota, Metazoa, Arthropoda, Insecta, Hymenoptera, Megachilidae. The record is from RefSeq and is a predicted model, not a curated record.
AUUAAGAAUAAUGAUUUUAAUAAGUUUGACGAUGAUUACCAAUAAAUGUUAUUAAAGCAGUAGGUAAAAUUCUGAACAGUGUUUCUCAAAUAAAUCUUUGUAUAACCUAUUUAUGACAAUUAGUUGUCAAUAGAGAAUGAAAUUUUAAAUAAAAGACAGUUUAUGUCGAGCAAACGUGUAGAUCAACAAUAAACAGGUUAAUAGUGCACGUCAGUAAUGAUGUACUGAUGAAGGAAAGAACCGCUACGGUUAAAAUACUGUUUAAAAACGUUUGAUAACAAUAUAAUUAUUAUAACCGAAAAGAACUUCAUAAUGAAUUCUACUCAUGAUCAGGUAUUUUUAGAAAUUUUACAAGAAGAGAGAAAUAUUACGAACUUCUUGGACGCAUUUUUUGGAUUUUUGUACAGAUGUACAGAUUUUUACGUCGAAUCUGGACCAUAUGAAAAAUUAGGAUUUCCAGCUGGUACAAUAGAGAAGCUCGUUUUGCACAGUUUACGAAAAUGGAAAAGUAUUUCUAAAUUCGCGAACGGAACAGACCCAUCGGCCAACCAAGACAUUAUUGUCCAGAAUAACGAUAAAGACCAAGACGAGUCAAUGGCGAUAGAAGAAGAUUCCAUUAUUCCACAAAUGGAUCACGAAGUAGAAAUCGAGACGAGUAAAGAGAAUCAAACGACAAACGUAUCUGCUCGAUUGGCAGAGAGGGAUAGAUCAUCCGAUAGUUACAACGGAGCAGUAAGAGAAAAUUAUACUUGGUCACAAACCAUCGCCGAUAUAGACGUAUUGGUUCAACUUCCUAAUUGUAUCAAAACCGCUAAAGAUUUGAGAAUACAUUUAGAUUCGAAAGAAAUUAAAAUAGAGGCAAGGACAUCAACGGUGGAACAAAAUCAAGAAGCAGAAGAAUGUCGUUAUUUUGUGUGGAGCACAAUAUUUCGAGGCGAAUUAAGUUUCAAAGUACGAAAAGACGAAUCGGUAUGGAGUAUAGUACCUGGGCAACACAUUAGCAUCCAUCUUGAAAAAGCGUCGGAAAGAUGGUGGGAAGCGUUACUCGUUGGUGAGCCAAAAAUUGAUUUGACUAAGAUCGAUUGUUCAAGAAAUUUAGACGAAAUGGGGUCAGAAGAGCAAAUGAAAGUUCAAGAGUUAAUGUGGAAUCAUCAACAAAAACUUCUCGGUAAACCAACUUCCGAACAAAUCAAAAUGGAGAAAGUAUUGAGAAAGGCGUGGGACGCAAAAGGAUCUCCUUUCGAAGGCACACCAUACGAUCCUUCGAUAAUAAACUUCAAUUGAUAUAUUCGUGCCCUAUGUUUCAUUAAUUGUUAUAGCUCAAUCAAUUAAAUUAUACACGAUGAUUUCUA